Molecule: messenger RNA, 816 nt
Organism: Calypte anna (Anna's hummingbird)
Lineage: Eukaryota; Metazoa; Chordata; Aves; Apodiformes; Trochilidae
Product: proline-rich protein 2-like
Exons: 1
Coding region: 1-816 (271 amino acids)
Source: RefSeq, a predicted model, not a curated record
AUGCUCGAAAACUUGAUAACUGAUUUAUUUUUUGCCCUGAACAAUAAAGAGGCAGUAAAAAAGAGAUUAACUUUCACAUCUUGCUUGGGCAUCUGGUGCCGCUUCCCCAUGUCAGUCGCCCAGCAGGCCUGCGGAGAAGCCAAGGGGCCCCCGGCCCGACCAGCGCCGAGCCCGCCCUGCACCCCCCGGCCCUCUCUCCCCUUCUCCCCCCGCAAAACGCCCGCGGAAACGAAACCGAAAGGCGGGGGCCGGGUCGGGGCCGGGCCGGGCCGUCACUCCGCUACGCGGCGGCAUUUGCCCUACGAGCUGCCCUGCCCCUCACGUCCGCUUCACCUGUGUGAGAGAGGAGAGGGCGGCCCAGGCCCCCGGCGCCCCUCAAGCAGACGAGGAGAGCCCUGCUCCGGCUGCCCUGAGGAGCCCCUUUCCGCCCCCCCGCGCAGCCUCCAUUUCGGUCAGCAGAACCGGGACCGGUACCUGCCCGCCCCAGGCCUGACGCGCGGGCGCCCGCAUCGCGGCCCGACAGCCGUCCCGGCGCUCCGCUACCCCCCCCGUCCGCGGCCUCGCCCCUCCUACGGUCGCCCGCAGGUGAGGCCGUCCCUGAGGCGGUGCUGCCGCGGCCCUCCCGCCUCGUCUCGCCUAGGAGAAGCACCUGUGGUGCCUGCGAGCCCCCGCUGUCGCCGCCAGGUACGUGAGGCCGGCUGCCCGCCCCCGGCAGUGCGGCGUGAGCCGCGCUCCUCUGCUCCCGGAGGCUCGCUCCGCCUCGGUUCUUCGUUCUUGGGGGCCGCGGCUGUUGCCUCCGGGGGCUGCAAGGGGUGA